AUUUUCAAUAACAAUACGAUUGUUCGCAGUAUCAUUUUGACAACACUUGAUAAUUUCAUCAGUGAGUGCGUCCCGAUUUGUUUGGUAACUUUGUUCUUUAAAACAGGAACUAUUCUUCAUUGCAUCUUGUUUAAUUGGGAUAAAAUAGAGGAAUAAUAUUUUCAAGAAAAAAUAAAAUAAAAUAAAACAGUCACACUAUGGGUUGGUUUCAUCGGCACCAUAAAAAGAAAUAUGAUCAAUAUGAGACCUGUGGAACUCAUACACCUACAAAGUCAAUUCUUCGAUCAAGUUCUCGUGUUAAUUCAUUAGAGAGUAAAACUUUUAGUUCCGAUAAUGUAACUAGUAUGUCUCUAGUGAAUCUUCGAUCUUCACCUCCAGAUGUCAGGCGUAGAUUUGAGUCGACCGAUCGAUCAUCCCAUUUAAAUGGUAGUGACCAAUCCGAUAGUGAAAAUGAUCAACAUUUAAAUCGUGGUCAUCGAAGUGUUUUAUUUCUUGAUCAAGUUGCAGCACCCGAUCGAUAUCGUACAUCAAGAGUCAUCGAUUUCGAUUCAGAACAAAGUAAUUAUUCCACGUUUAGUCAUAGAUCACCGCCAUUUUCUCGAACUAUCAGUCCAUCGUCAUCAUCAUCGUUGGCAUCUUAUCCAGCUAAUUACGAACCAUCACCAUUGAUAAGGAAGAAGAAUUUUCGAUGAUCCAGGUAUUGAGUUGGUCAGUUGUAGUCCACUUUCAUGUUCAUCAGGG
Molecule: messenger RNA, 741 nt
Organism: Schistosoma turkestanicum
Lineage: Eukaryota; Metazoa; Platyhelminthes; Trematoda; Strigeidida; Schistosomatidae
Source: the annotation of a GenBank genome assembly